This is a messenger RNA of Rhinichthys klamathensis goyatoka, 2295 nucleotides long. It is a transcript of the gene mettl13, whose product is annotated as methyltransferase 13, eEF1A lysine and N-terminal methyltransferase. Lineage: Eukaryota; Metazoa; Chordata; Actinopteri; Cypriniformes; Leuciscidae. The transcript is spliced from 8 exons. Bases 162 to 2261 code for a protein of 699 amino acids. The record is from RefSeq and is a predicted model, not a curated record.
GAGCGUCAUCACAUGUCAACGACUGCAGCAUAAAAAUCAUAUCUUCAGUAGUAUUUACCCUAUCUUGGUAAAGUUUUAUCUGCCUGCAAAAAGUUAUAAUUCAUCAGUUAAAUCUAAAUAAAGCUUAAUUGAGAGGGGGCUUGAGGAUCAGAUCCAUAAGCAUGAGCUUAUUGCCUCGCACCGCUGAGGAGUUCAGCUCAGCCGACUACUGGGAGCGCUUUUUCCGUAAAAGAGGAGAAAAGGCUUUCGAGUGGUACGGAGACUACAACUCGCUCUGCGGUGUACUACAUAAAUACAUUAAACCCCGUGAUAAGGUGUUGGUGGUCGGCUGUGGUAACUCUGAGCUGAGUGAACAGCUCUAUGAUGUUGGCUACCAUCAGCUAACCAACAUUGACAUCAGCGAGACGGUGGUGUCUCACAUGAACCAGCGGAACGCAGAGCGCCGUCCUGACCUGACCUUCCAGCAGGUGGAUGCCACCCAGACAGGCUUUGAGAGCGGGAGCUUUCAGGCAGCCCUAGAUAAGGGCACGCUUGAUGCCAUGGCUUCAGAAGAGGACGGUGCUCUUGCAGGCAGGAUGCUUGCAGAAGUUGUCAGAGUUUUGAGUGUUGGGGGCCGGUACGUUUGCGUAACAUUAGCCCAGGAACAUGUCAUAAAGCUGGCUGUGGAACAUUUCGCUCAGGGCUGGGCUGUACGAAUUCACUGUCUAUGUGGACAGCAGAAUGAAGUGUCCGAUACCUCCUUCGCCCUCCCUGUUUUCGUUCUGGUCUGCACCAAAUUCCGCCAAGCUCCACCGUUUGCAGUGCUUGAGCUCUGUCAGGGGGAGGAUGGCGCUCCGGUUAGACUCGCAUCAGUACCGGAACUGUUGUCUGCUGUGAAGGAGAGGCAGGCCUACAAUCUAAUGCUUCAUAAGCUCAGAGGUGGAACAGAUGCUAGCAGCACACAGUCCCUCACACUGUGCCACGCAGCCACCGGCCAGCCACGAUACACUCUGAAUGUACAGGACAGCCUGCCUUCUGCCAAGCUGCCACGGAGUAACCACUUUGCUAUCUUUAUCGUUCCUCAGGGCCGUGAGUCUGACUGGUUAUAUGGCUCAGCUGAAGGUCGGACUCAGCUAGCGUCCAGUGCAAAAUUCAGACGCCUGGUCAUUGUGGCAAUGCAUCGAGAUCAAGAGUAUGAGGACAUGCAGGCGGUCCAAUCAGAGCUCUCUCCAAUGGUGAUGGAACUCGCUCCUCCUGGAAUGCCAGCCAAUCAGCAGGUGCCGUUCCUGUCUGUGGGAGGAGAUCUGGGGUGGAGGGAAGUCGUUGGACGAGGGCUCAGUGCUUUGACUGGAGAGUACUCUGUGGAGGAUGUGAGAGGAGAGGAUGGUCAUCUCUAUCGCAGGCUGAUCUUCAUGAAUAAUUCCCAGCUGGUGCAGUCAGAGAGCAGACUCUGGUCUAAAGCCACAGCUUCUUCUACUCAUAAAAAGAAGAACAAGAAAAAAGCCAAAGCAUCUGUUUCUGAAGCCCCUGCUUUAAUGGAAGCUAAAGAUCGCAGUGUGGACAGGGGUUUUCUCUGCUGUACACACCAUGAAGUCAUGGUGGCGGGUUUUGCCAUGCUAGGAAUGGAUGCAAUCAAUAAUAAAGAUCACCCAGUGUCCGUGUUACUGGUGGGACUAGGUGGCGGGGGUCUGCCCCAGUUUCUUCAUGACUUUGUGCCUUGUGCACGGGUGGAAGUGGUUGAACUGGACCCAGCAGUGCUGGAAGUGGCUCAGACCUGGUUUGGAUUUCAGAAUGACAAGAGGCUGAAAGUUAUACUUGGAGAUGGACUGGAGCACAUCAAAACACUGGAGAGCCAGGGGGGACAUUCUUUUGAUGUCAUCAUGUUUGACGUUGACAGCAAAGACACGACCCUGGGCAUGAGCUGCCCUCCAUCUGCCUUUGUAGAAACAUCACUUCUGAAGAACGUUUACAGCUUAUUAACCCCUCGAGGACUAUUUAUGUUGAACCUUGUGUGUCGAGACUCGGCUCUCAGGAAGUCAGUUCUUGAACGUGUUCAAGCCGUGUUCCCGCGUGUGUUCUCUCGUGGAAUCGAGGGUGAAGUCAACGAGGUGCUACUGUGUUGCAGAAGUGCAGGAGAGGAACACAAACCUCACAGCGUUCCACAAACAUUACAGCAGACAGCAAAAGACCUACAGAAGACACUACGUGCAAACACCCAGACUGCACCAUGUGUGCCUCAAAUAGACAUUACUGCAAGGCUGAAUGACCUGAAAGUCAUCUAAAGGUGUGGAGAGAUAAAAUAAAUGGCUUAUUUCA